Molecule: messenger RNA, 2774 nt
Organism: Camelus dromedarius (Arabian camel)
Lineage: Eukaryota; Metazoa; Chordata; Mammalia; Artiodactyla; Camelidae
Gene: BTN1A1
Product: butyrophilin subfamily 1 member A1
Exons: 7
Coding region: 1-1581 (526 amino acids)
Biological process (GO): regulation of cytokine production; T cell receptor signaling pathway
Cellular component (GO): external side of plasma membrane
Molecular function (GO): signaling receptor binding
Source: RefSeq, a predicted model, not a curated record
AUGGCAGGCUUCCCAAACUCCUGUCUCCUCGGGUCUCUGCUCAUCUUCAUUCUCCUCCAGCUGCCCCAGCUGGAUUCCGCCCCCUUUGAGGUGAUUGGACCCCCGGAGCCCAUCGUGGUGGUGGUGGGGGAAGAUGCCGAGCUGCCCUGUCACCUCUCCCCCAACGCGAGCGCCGAGCGCAUGGAGCUGCGGUGGUUCCGGAAGAAGCUCUCGCCCGCGGUGUUCGUGCGGCGCGAAGCGCGCGAGCAGGCGGGGGAGCAGAUGGCCGAGUACCGGGGGAGAGCGACGCUGGUGGACCACGACAUCACCGCGGGGCGCGUCGCUGUGAGGAUACAUGAGGUCAAGGCCUCUGACGACGGGGAGUACCGAUGCUUUUUCAGGCAGGACGAAAACUACGAAGAGGCCGUCGUGCUUCUGAAGGUGGCGGCCUUGGGCUCUGAUCCUCACAUCAGUAUGGAAGUUCAAGAGAGUGGAGAGAUCAGGCUGGAGUGUACCUCAGUGGGCUGGUACCCAGAUCCCCAGGUGCAGUGGAGAACUCCCAAGGGAGAGGUGUUUCCAUCCAUGUCAGAGUCCAGGAAACCUGACGAAGAAAGCCUGUUCACAGUGGCAGCUUCGGUGAUCAUCAGGGACCCCUCCAUGAAGAAUGUGUCCUGCUGUAUCCGGAACCUCCUUCUCAACCAGGAGAAGGAAGUAGAGAUUUCCAUACCAGCUCCCUCCUUCCCAAGGCUCACUUCCUGGAUGGUUGCUGCGGCUGUCAUUUUGAUGGUCCUAGGACUUUUUACAAUUGGGUCCAUAUUUUUCACUUGGAGGCUAUACAAGGAAAGAUCCAGACAGAGGAAGGAUGAAUUCAACUCUAAAGAGAAACUCCUGGAAGAGCUCAAAUGGAAAAAGGCUACAUUGCAUGCAGUUGAUGUGACUCUGGAUCCAGAUACCGCCCACCCUCACCUCUUUCUGUACGACGAUUCAAAAUCUGUCCGACUGGAGGAUUCACGUCAGAAACUGCCUGAGACACCAGACAGAUUUGACUCCUGGCCUUGCGUGUUGGGUCGUGAAGUCUUCACAUCAGGGAGACAUUACUGGGAGGUGGAGGUGGGAGACAGGACUGACUGGGCGAUCGGGGUGUGUAGGGAGAACGUGAUGAAGAAAGGGUUUGACCCCAUGACCCCCGAGAAUGGGUUCUGGGCUGUGGAGUUGUAUGGAAAUGGAUACUGGGCUCUCACCCCACUCCGGACCCCUCUCCCGCUGGCGGGACCCCCUCGCCAGGUUGGGAUCUUCCUAGACUAUGAGUCAGGGGACAUCUCCUUCUACAACAUGACUGACGGAUCCCACAUCUAUACUUUCUCCAAUGCCUCUUUCUAUGGCCCCCUCCGGCCCUUCUUCUGCUUGUGGUCCUGUGGUAAAAAGCCCCUGACCAUCUGCCCAAUCACUGUUGAGCUUGAAGGAGUCACAGUAGUUGCUGAUGCCAAGGACCUUUCUAAGGAGAUUCCACUGUCCCCAAUGGCGGGGGACUCUGCCUCUGGGGAGACUGGCACCCUCCGUUCUAAACUAAUCCCUCCCCAGCCCAGUCAAGGGGUAUCCUAAGGAAUAUCGCAGCUCAGCUGUUUCCCUUUGCUCUUACCUUUCUCCUCCAUCAACCCCUGAGACUUCACCUGCCAGCUUUCCCCAGCCCCCAUUCCUUCCUGUUGGGUAGGGAGUAGUUAGUCUUGAGAAGGUUGUGCUGCCACUGAUAGAGAGUGUGGGGUGUAGGACCUUCCUAAUCUGUUUCUGUACCAAUAUUCAGGGAGUGGGGAGGUGACUCAAACUGCAUCUCGUGUCCUCCUCUCCCUUGACGCCAAAUCCUAUAGGGAGGGACUUGAAACUGAGGGAUCAAGAUGGGGUUAGGCUGCUGGCAUAGGGUUGUGACAGAAACAUCUUGGUGUCCAUAGUAAGGAUAUGUAGAGGAACAGAUUUUAGGCAAGCAGAAAACCCAAAGGCUCCCAGGAAGGGAAGAUCAGAGGCUAAAAUCCCCUAAAGGAACUUGGAGACAAUGUGAUAAUAGAGGAAAGUAAGGUGAACUCAGGCCCGUGAUGAACAUCUGGCUUAGCCAUAGAGCUUUAGGGCUUGUAUCUCAAAUUUUCUAAGUCAUGUCCUACAGGGUAGGAUCUGAGCAAUUGGGAAGGGGAGUAAAGAAGAGAUGAAAUGAGCAGGGCUAGGGGGCCAGACAGAAUGUGUGAUAGAGGAGAGAAUUUUAAAUAAAAUUCAAAGGCAGUGUUUGCCUCGGACCUGCUUCCCUCUCUGCACCACCCCCCACCCCCAUUUCUCCCUUGCCCGGGGCUCGUUCCAGCCUCACUUGUCAACUCCACAAGUUUCCCAGUUCUCUUCUUCCUUUUGAUCUAGAAUCUCUCCAUUUCAGCGGCAUUUCCAAGACUCAUCUUUCAGUGAUAGCACCACUUUAUCAGCCAUUGUCUCAGCCUCAUGCUCUCUCAAUCCUUCUCCCAACAUUUGGUUUAAGCCCCCUCAACCACACCUUUAAUUAGCUUCAACCACCAUCCAUUUCCACACCAGGCCACCCUUCACCCUCUCCCCACCCAGCUUUCCUACGUGCUACUUCUCCUCAGGGUCCCCUGACGGCUGCGUCACUGUGCUCAGCACAGCUAGAUUGCUUGCACCUAUUUGGAUUCGCACCCUUCUGUAUACGUGUGUCUCGUCUUGCUAAGGACUGCACAUUUACCCAGGCUCCCACUUCCCAUUUCCACUGUGUUUUUCCGGUUUCCAGGAUAGCGUUCGCCCAUGGU